UCAACUGAAUUUAUUGCUAAAAAGAAGGAGUUGCAUGUCAAGUCAGCUAAGAGAUUGCUACGUUUAUGCUCGGAAAACAAGGGUAUAUAUGUUAAACUUGGACAACAUAUUGCUUCACUUUCAGGAUUCCUUCCAGAUGAAUAUAUUGAAACACUUUCAGUUAUGAGAGAUAGAGCUCCAACAAUUUCUUUUGAGGAAGUAAAGAAGAUUGUUUAUCAAGAUUUUGGAAAAACAGUUGAGGAAUUAUUUGAAUAUUUUGAUCCAACACCAAUUGCCAGUGGGUCAAUAGCUCAAGUACAUAGAGCUAGAACAAAAGAAGGUCAGUCUGUAGCUGUAAAGGUUCAAUAUCACUAUGUGAGAUUCUUUUUUGCUGGUGAUAUGUACACUAGAGAUGCUGCAACUAAAUUAAGCAUAAGAUUAUAUUACAUGCAAGAAGAUUCCAAGAGCAUUGAUGAAUUACUUGAAGUUAAUCAACAAUUUAGUGAUGAAAUCAAGAGCAGUCUUAAUUCAGAGCUUGAUUUCUUACAUGAAGCCGAAAAUGCCAAGAUGGCAGCUCAAAGAUUUGGUACUUCAAGACCAGAUGUCUAUAUACCAAAAAUCUAUGAUGAUUACACUAGCUCAAGAGUUUUAACAAUGGAAUUCAUUGAUAAUGCAUGCAACUCAAAUGACAUAAAGAGAAUUAGAGCUAUGGGAUUUGAUGAAGGUGAUGUCGCAGCUAGAAUCAUUUCUGCGUUUGCAGAGCAACUGUUUAUUCACGGACACAUGCAUGCAGAUGCACAUCAAAGUAAUGUUAUGGUAAAGCAAAACCCAAAUAAUCCAUCAGAACCACAAAUCGUCAUCUUAGACCAUGGUUUAUACAAAGAUUUGGAUGACCAUUUCAGAAUUAACUAUGCUAAAUUCUGGGUCAGCAUAGUUUUAAACGAUAAAAAGGGCAUGGAUGAUUAUUGUAAAUCCAUUGGCAUCAAAGAUUACAGACUAUAUACCUCAAUGAUUAUGUUGCAAGGUCUGGAUCAAAAUGGAGACUUGAGUGCAGCAUUUGAACAGCAAAUUACUGAAGAAGAUUUUGAAAAAUUCAGUAAGCUCUUUGAGUCUAGAAGGGCUGAAUUUAUGGACAUUUACAGAAAUAUGCCAAAAGAAAUGUUGCUCAUCUCAAGAACCGAUAACAUUCUUAGAUCUUUAAAUAGAGAGCUUGGCGCUAAGGUGAAUAGAUUUUCUGUUAUGGCUAGAUGUGCUGCCAAAGGAGUAUCUGUUGAAAAUUACCAAGAUUUGAACACAUGGUCUCAAAAAUUCAAAUUCUGGAGAAGUCAACUCUAUUUUGAGUUUAGAUUGUUUAUAAUGGCUGUUCAAUCAUGGUUUAUAUCAGUA
Naegleria gruberi is the source of this 1365-nucleotide messenger RNA. RefSeq lists its product as uncharacterized. The record is from RefSeq and is a predicted model, not a curated record. Lineage: Eukaryota; Heterolobosea; Eutetramitea; Acrasida; Naegleriidae. The annotation marks the transcript as partial. The transcript has a single exon.